Frieseomelitta varia is the source of this 1171-nucleotide messenger RNA. RefSeq lists its product as uncharacterized. Bases 31 to 1038 code for a protein of 335 amino acids. The record is from RefSeq and is a predicted model, not a curated record. The transcript is spliced from 7 exons. Gene Ontology annotation, molecular function: translation activator activity. Gene Ontology annotation, biological process: regulation of translational initiation. Lineage: Eukaryota; Metazoa; Arthropoda; Insecta; Hymenoptera; Apidae.
CGUUACAAAUCUUGAUAUAUAUGUAACUGCAUGCACAUGCGUGAACGGUUACAUUUUUAUAAAUUCAGAAAUACAUUAACAGUUCAGGUUAAACUUUUUAAAGUAGAAAUGGUUUCAAUUGGUCGUGGUCGUGGUUGGGCUCAAAAUGAUGGACAUUUAUUAUCAAAACCAGGAAAAUCAUUAUAUUCUGAUGAUAUGACUUAUGUAAAUCUUGUUAGUCUCAUUAAUCUUGUUAACAGCGAAAACGUAGCACAAAAAACUGAAGAUGUUGUGAAAUUGAUUAAUGAGAAAGUAAACAAGGAAAACUUGAAAGAAAUACACGACAAACUUUACUCAUAUGCUUUAAAUAAUAGAGAUUUUGGGCUGAAAUUACUAAUGGUAUAUAAUUACCCUACAAUUAAAAACAUAUGUGAUUCUGAAGGUACAAGUCUAUAUAAGCACUUAGUAAAACGAUUUCAAAUUGAUUAUGAAAAAAGAAGAGAUCUAAGGCAAAAAAAUGCAGUUCAAUUUCAUAAUGCUGUUGUCUUAUUUUCUAAAUAUUUAAGUUAUAUUGUACAUUCAUCAUGCAAGUUCCUCGCAUUACAAUCUGCAUUAAUGGAUUAUAUGGAAAUGUUGUUAGAAACAGGUUCUCCAGAAGAUAUUCAAGUUUUUACAGAACAACUUAUUGUACAUGGAAACAACUUACAUAGUAGUUAUAAGGAAAAAUUAGAAGAUUUAAUGAUCACUGCAAGACAAAUGUUGAUUAAAGAAAAUCUUUCUUUUAUAUCUCGUCAAUUUUUAUUGUAUGCAAUAGAUUUAGAAAGUAAAAAUUUUAAUCCAUUGCCUAAAUAUUUACAGAAAUUUUAUAAAUUGCAAUUCAGUAAAAAUUUUAAAGAAGAGGACAAUGAUAUCGUUAAUUCUUUAUCAAAUAUAAAUAUAGAAGAUGAGCACCUUUCUUCAACGAAUGAACCUAAUGAUCAGAAAUAUCAGUCUACAUGUGCAAAUAGUCGAGGUUUAAGAGCAAUUCGAGGUUUGGGAGCGGCAGAUGUCCCAAAAUAAAAAUUAAUCCUAUUAUGUAUAUGUAAACAGAAUACUAAUAUAAAAAUUAACAAAUACAAAUGGAAACAGGUGUUUGCUGAUGACGACUGUACAUAUUUUAUAAAUAACAAAUUAAAUUAAACAAUUUAGAGUA